UGUCUGCAAACGCUUGAGAAUGUUGAAUUUGUAGCCUUCUCGCUUGACUCAAUGCGGCUCGCGUCAGUAUCGGGUGGCCAGAAAGCUAAGAUCUGGGAUGUUGGAAGCGGCGAGGGUCUGUACACAUUUCGUACCCUCAGCCCUUCCAUGACUUUCUCGCACGACUUGACCCGGCUGGCAGACGUGUUACAUGAUAAUACUGUAGGGAUCUGGGAUACCAGUAGCUUUGCGUAUCUACAUACACUUGAGAACCAUGGGAAAAUCAGAUUGAUAGCCUUUUCAUACGACUCUGUGCAGUUAGCGUCGGCGUCAUACGACGGGACUGUUAAGAUUUGGGAUGCUAGCAGUAGCGCACUCCUGCAGACACAUGAGGAACACAAGGAUGACGUGAGCUCUUUGACGUUCCUGCAGGACUCGGUGCAACAGAUACUGGAUACUACGCAUUCUAGUGGAUUGAGUGACGGGACUAUCGAGAUUGAGGAUAUGAAAAGUGGCGCGCACCUCAAAAUACUUGAGGGCCAUCGUGGCUCUAUUGGACGACUAACUCUUUCACAUGACACAACACGGCUGGCGUCAGCGUCAAAAGACGAGACUGUCAAAAUUUGGGAUAUUAGUACCGGGACGUGUCUACAGACACUAAAACACCGUGAUUUUGAUAUUUCUGAGUUAGUCUUCUCUGAUGGCUUAACGCAGUUAAAGUCAGUGUCAGUCGAAGAGAUUACCAAUAUCUGGGACAUAAGCAGCGGUACGCGUCUGCAGAGCUUG
This is a messenger RNA of Bipolaris zeicola 26-R-13, 765 nucleotides long. RefSeq lists its product as uncharacterized. The record is from RefSeq and is a predicted model, not a curated record. The annotation marks the transcript as partial. The transcript is spliced from 2 exons. NCBI's taxonomy places the organism in Eukaryota, Fungi, Ascomycota, Dothideomycetes, Pleosporales, Pleosporaceae. Gene Ontology annotation, molecular function: protein binding.